UUGAGGUUCCAUCCAUCUUCACAACAACUCGAUAACUUCUGUAUUCUCAUUGUGAAAAUGGCGAUGUCGAAUAAUGUUUCAAGGCUAUUGUUCUUGGCAGUUGCGGUGGCAUGGCUCACAAGCAGCAUCUGCAGUGCUCGAGAUAAUGUGCUGCUCAUGGCACCAGAAAGGAUUGCAGAAAAGCUGACAUUUUACCCCUUGUAUCCAUCCAACACUCCUCAUGCCAUCAGAACAAGGUACGUGAGGUUUAUCAACUAUAUUCGAGACGAACUCGUGAGCGGAGAGAUGGUCUAUGACAUACCCAGGCUCCAAAAUCCAGCCAGUUUGCCAGAUUCCGAUCGAUUUCUUCAUGUGGCGCUCUCUAAUUCCAACGAGGAUCUCAUCAUUCUGGCGAUAGAUAAGGCUACUGUUGAUAUUGUCGGUUAUCGAACUAAAAAUAAGGCCUGCUUCUUUACGGAUACUAAUGGCCCGGAUACAUCCAGCGUCUUUCCUGGCAUUACCCGUUACGAGCUUCCGUUCAGCAGUAGAUACUCGGGUAUGGAGGAAAUUGCAGGGUCCAGGAGCAAAAUUUAUCUGGGGAUGUCUGAAUUGGAUGAAUGCAUCAAGCAUUUACACGAUCUUACGGAUAACUCCUCUUUGGCUCGGUGCAUGCUAGUCACCAUUCAGAUGGUUUCCGAGGCCAUUCGCUACAGAUAUGUGGAGAACCUUGUGGUUGAACACAUUAGCGAGACCAACGAGGCCUACCUCCCAACCGCCGCCAUGAUCACCUUUGAAGAAAACUGGAAACAACUCUCAACCAGAAUCCAAGAAUCAGUUGGCGGUGUAAUUUACCCUGCAUUUGAGUUACCUGUUGCGUCAAACAAAACUGUGACGUUAACCUCAAUCGCCCCAACUUUGGGCCGAAAUAUUGCUGUCGUUCUUUAUGUAUGCGACUCUUGCACUAACAUCCCAGAGCCCACUGUCAAUAUUAUUGGCCGCAACGGGCUUUGUGUCGACGUGUCAUUUGGAUUGUACUACGAUGGAUCACCAAUCAUCAUGUGGCCAUGUAAGUCUACCGAAAAGAGCAAUCAACUAUGGACUCUGAUGAAAGACGGGACAAUUCGAUCCGAAGGAAAGUGCUUGACUGCAUACGAUCUUGACGUUGCGGUGAUCUAUAACUGCACCACUAAGCCCAAGGCUUCUGGUAACAAGUGGAGAAUUGAGGAAAACGGGAAUAUCAUAAACGAAGAGUCCAAGUUAGCUUUAGACGCAUUGUUUGGUGUUAGCUGGAGUAUAUUGAGUAUGGAGCAGGCCUCAUACUCAUCAAGCCAAGCUUGGAGUCUAAGUAACAGCACAGAACCAGUAGUGACACCUAUCAGAGGCUACGGGGGUAUGUGUCUGAAAGCAUCUGCGAAUAAUACUGUCCAAGUCAGCAGCUGCACUGACCAAAGUGUCCAGCAAUGGGCCCUCUAUCCUGAUGGCACUGUCCGGCCAAGUAAGUCGACUACAAACUGUCUCAAAUCAAAAUCCUUAUUGGGUGGUGUAGUUGCGGUUCAUGAUUCCUGCGACGGAGGUAAGGCUGAACGAUGGGUAUUCAAUCAUGACGGCAGUAUUUCUGAUGCGGCCUAUAAAUAUGUUCUGGAAGUGAACAAUCAGAAACUACAUGUUGUGAAACGUUCUGCAGAUUCACCUACCAUGGAACAGAUUUUCGAUAUAAACUUUGUGUGAGUGAAUUACAAUUUCUCGCUGAGAAUCAAGACCAGUGUUAUUAUGAGCUUUGGUAUCCACUUACGGAUAUCCAAAAUAAUUAAUUAAGUGAUAGUACUAUAUCACAUGUAAAAGUAAAUAAGGUCUUGAAUGUCAUUGUUCUUAUUUUGUUUUUAA
Molecule: messenger RNA, 1863 nt
Organism: Daucus carota subsp. sativus
Lineage: Eukaryota; Viridiplantae; Streptophyta; Magnoliopsida; Apiales; Apiaceae
Product: abrin-b-like
Exons: 3
Coding region: 58-1707 (549 amino acids)
Biological process (GO): negative regulation of translation
Molecular function (GO): rRNA N-glycosylase activity
Source: RefSeq, a predicted model, not a curated record